AUGAUUAGCUGGGUGUCGAUGAUCGUCAUGGGCCAUCCUCAAUUCGAGACCCAAGAUGAUGUCGGCAUUGGAGAUGGCAUACCGCCUAUUCCAGAAUGGCAGAUGGAUCCCACCGCCCUUUACGAUGAUUUAUCCGAGCUCAUCAGUAUGGAAGUCGAUUACGCAGUCAGGAAUGUUUUCGUCCGUCUUCGUAGUGCCUUCCAGCAGGCGCAACGGAUACAUUUCCCAACCACACGACUUCAUGACCUCACUUGUUUUGUCAUACACCGACUUCUACUUACAGCACCGGAUACGGAAAGUUCUCACUCGUCGUCGAUCACCGAAUGCAUCCGCUACGCAAUCAUACUCUACAUGUUCAUCAUUCAUGGGCCAACGUAUUACUCACAUGCUGCCAUGAUGCAUAGCAUUGUCAUCCGAUUUAUAGAUCAACUCAAGCAACUCGAAUCGACCCCUCGUGUGUAUGGUUCGCUUGAUGCCUGGCUUCUUGCAAUCGGCUUGGUGGCCUCAACUGGCACACCUGACUAUCAGUGGUUUAUAGAGAGAGCGCGGAUUAUGGCUGCUUCUCUACGACUGAGUAAUUGGAACGACGUCCUCGUCCGCAUUAAGUGUAUCCUGUGGAUGGAGACACUACAGGGCGAAGAUAUCUUUCGACCUCAUUGGGACGCUAUUUUCAGUACUAUGAAUCAUCCCGGCGCCUGUAUCUCACCAGGUAACGCUGGCGGAGAGCUUUUAUGCAUCUCACCUAGCAGCUUGGUACCGAGCAAACCAGAACCAGCCAGCACAAAUGGAAGGCAAUGGGACAUGAGCGUGGCAUCGCCUUGA
Aspergillus oryzae RIB40 is the source of this 822-nucleotide messenger RNA. RefSeq lists its product as uncharacterized. The coding region runs from base 1 to 822 and encodes 273 amino acids. The record is from RefSeq and is a predicted model, not a curated record. The transcript is spliced from 2 exons. NCBI's taxonomy places the organism in Eukaryota, Fungi, Ascomycota, Eurotiomycetes, Eurotiales, Aspergillaceae.